Exserohilum turcica Et28A is the source of this 1939-nucleotide messenger RNA. RefSeq lists its product as uncharacterized. Gene Ontology annotation, molecular function: D-lactate dehydrogenase (cytochrome) activity; D-lactate dehydrogenase (NAD+) activity; FAD binding. Gene Ontology annotation, cellular component: mitochondrion. Gene Ontology annotation, biological process: lactate catabolic process. The transcript has 3 exons. The record is from RefSeq and is a predicted model, not a curated record. Lineage: Eukaryota; Fungi; Ascomycota; Dothideomycetes; Pleosporales; Pleosporaceae. The coding region runs from base 30 to 1841 and encodes 603 amino acids.
GACAUGAAUUACGUGUGUGCAUAGUCGCAAUGCCUCUACCAAGCAUGCCGCGCGGCUCCACGGCGCUGCGAAGCGCUCGAGCAAGUGCAUUAUGCAGACAAUGCCGACCCAGCGCCGGUGCGGGCACAUUCAUGCAGAGGCGCUGGAAGUCGGGCGACCAAGAGAAGCCAUUCUACCUGCAGUUGAACGAGAGCAUCUUCGACCGUGUGCAGAAAGAAAAGGCCGAGCAGAUUCGCAUCCAGUCGCUGCAGCAAAGAACAGCCCGAGGCCAGUUCUUUGCCACCGUCUUCGCAUGCCUCCUCACAGCAGGCAUAGGCUACUACUAUGGCCAACUCAUACCAUCCAAGCCAGAUGCGAGCUCCACGGCAUCGCUCGACAAGUUCGUCCCCCCGAAGCACAACAUUUCCGAGGCGAAUAUGGAAGCGGCAUGGACAGACUUCCGCGACAUUGUAGGAAAGGAGAACAUUACACUCGACAGAUUCGAUCUCGAAUCCCAUAGCGGCUCCUCGUGGUCAUCCCAUCCAGCGCAGCCAGGCGACAUACCGUUUUGCGUGGUAAAGCCGGGAAGCACUCAGGAAGUCAGUGCCAUUAUGAAAAUCUGCCACGAGCGCAAAAUCCCAGUCACUCCCUACAGCGGAGGAACGAGUCUGGAGGGGCACUUUGCGGCAACAAAGGGUGGAAUCUGCAUCGACUUUAGUCGCAUGGACCGCAUUCUCAAGCUACACAAAGAAGAUCUGGAUGUGGUUGUACAGCCGGCUGUCGGAUGGGAACUCUUGAAUGAAGAGCUUGCCAAAGACGGUUUGUUUUUCCCACCCGACCCGGGCCCGGGCGCAAUGAUUGGCGGCAUGGUCGGCACAGGUUGCUCAGGCACAAACGCGUACCGCUACGGCACAAUGAAGGAUUGGGUCAUUUCGCUCACCGUGGUGCUGGCUGACGGAAAGAUCAUCAAGACGCGCCAACGGCCACGAAAGUCGUCUGCAGGCUAUGAUCUGACUCGCAUGUUUGUUGGAAGCGAGGGUACCCUGGGCCUCGUCACAGAAGCUACUCUCAAAAUCAUCCCCAAGCCGCAGCACACAAGUGUAGCCGUAUGUGCAUUCCCAACUGUCCGCGCGGCAGCAGAUUGCGUCUUCAAAGUCGUGGGCGGAGGCGUCCCCAUUGCAGCCAUUGAGAUUCUAGACGACGUGCAAAUGCAAUGCAUCAACGACGCAGGCCAAACCUCAAAGACAUGGAAGAACGCGCCCACGCUAUUUUUCAAAUUUGCCGGCACACAGAGCUCGGUCAAGGAACAAAUCAGCCAGGUCCAGGCGCUCGCCAAGAAAACCGGUUCCGUGAGCUUUGAAUUCGCAAAAUCAGAACAGGAAAAGGAGGAUCUGUGGCAGGCACGCAAAGAAGCCCUGUGGAGCGUCAUGGCCAAGACUGGCGGCGACCCCAACAUGGGUGUCUGGACAACAGACGUUGCAGUCCCCAUUUCCAAACUGCCGCAGAUCAUCGAAGAGUCCAAGGAAAAGAUUCGACAGAGCGGCCUCCUGGGCAGCAUAGUCGGUCAUGUUGGUGAUGGAAACUUCCACUCCAUCAUCCUCUACAACCGCCAGCAAGACUACGAAAAAGCCUCGCACCUCGUCCACGACAUGGUCAAGCGCGCCAUCGAGCUCGAGGGAACUGCCACAGGCGAACACGGCGUCGGCCUCGUCAAGCGCGACUACCUACCCCAUGAGCUGGGCCAGGACACCGUCGAUGCAAUGAGGCAGCUUAAAAAGGCAUUUGACCCCUUGUGUCUGCUCAACUGCGACAAGGUUGUGCGUGCAACGCUGCCGAAACAGGGCGAGGUGGCCGAGUGGUGAUGUAGUGUAGUGUAGAUAUGCGUUGUAAGCUAUGUGCAUGUAUCAAAGGCUUUGGAACGCGAUUAAAAUAUCAGUAUGAACGCUACGAACUGUUUUUC